AUGUAUCAGGAGCUUCCACCACCAACACCACCCGUUGCCGCCCUCCGUCCACGUGCCUGUUGCCACCACGCGCUCGGAUUCUGGCGGGAAGGGAAUAACGGUAGAAUCCCACAGCGGCAGACCCGCCAAGGCCAAGCGACUCGGGAAGAGUCUAGAGCAGAGGGUAUAGAAGCUAGGACAGUUGCAUGCUCCUCUUGUAGAAUGUCUUAUAAAAUGGAAGUCAAAGUCAGAGAUCUUGUUGCUAGAGGAUUUUAUAGAGACAAGAUAUGGAUUCAGUGUGAGAAUGAAAAAUGCUUGAAGUGGAGACUUCUAACAAAUAACGAUGCAGCACUUGUGGAUUCAAGCAAGCCUUGGUACUGUCACAUGAACAGUGACUCUUGGUUUAAUUGUUGUUCUGUACCUGAAGAAAGAUACCCUGAGGAAUCUGUAUUCCACAAGUGUGGACAGAAGUUUGUCUACUCGCAACUUCCUUUGGGAAGCCUGGUUUUAGCCAAAGUGUCAGGAUGGCCCAGCUGGCCUUCCAUCCUUUGUCCAGAUGGUUUUACUGGACAAUAUGUCAUAUAUGAUGAAGAUGGCUUUGUAGAACAGUAUCACACAGAGUUCUUGGGAAAGCCGCACACUACAAGUUGGGUUGCAGUGCAUUAUGUUGAACCCUAUGGCACAGGCAAAUUGGUGGAAAAUUUAAAGAAAACCAGACAGUGGUAUAAAAGUGCAUUGGAAGAAGCCAAGGUGUUGUCAAGCCUUAGUUCUGAAGAGAGACUCACAACAUGCCAUCUGAGCCAUCAAGGUAUGAAGAAGCCAUUUCAUAGAAAGAACAGAAGAUUUGCACAAAACAAAUUGGUUGAAAACAAUGUGAAUCUGAAUAAGAUCAAAGGCUACAAGAAGUUAAAAAGGGAGAUCAACCAGUCUACAUCAAGAAGGCCCAAGAGGAAACUUCAAGUAGAUGCACAGGAAUCUUCACCAUUAAUUGGUCGAAAUGAUAUGUUAACAAGUGAAAGCAGGGAUGUUUUACAGGCAGAAAACUUAAUGCAAGAUUUAGAAGAAAUGCUGAAGCAAAUUAAAGAAUCUGACAUGUGUACUAAAUCACUCAUGAUGGAAAAGCAAGAACGCAGCAAAAAGCAUCAGGAAUAUAAGUUAUCUGACUGGAAAGCUACAACUUUUCAAGAGACCGCACUGAAAGUUUCCACAGAUGAUGAAAAAGAUUGCAUAUUAAUUGAUGGAAUAGAAUUUAAGACUGGGAAGUGCAUUGAAGAAAUCACAAAUCAGUUGAAAGAGAUUGAUAUUAUUAUGGCUGAGCUGGAAGUGUGCCUUUAA
Messenger RNA from Stegostoma tigrinum, 1314 nucleotides. RefSeq names its product zinc finger CW-type PWWP domain protein 2-like. Lineage: Eukaryota; Metazoa; Chordata; Chondrichthyes; Orectolobiformes; Stegostomatidae. Gene Ontology annotation, cellular component: nucleus. Gene Ontology annotation, molecular function: zinc ion binding. The coding region runs from base 1 to 1314 and encodes 437 amino acids. The transcript has 10 exons. The record is from RefSeq and is a predicted model, not a curated record.